Entrophospora candida is the source of this 663-nucleotide messenger RNA. The record is from the annotation of a GenBank genome assembly. Lineage: Eukaryota; Fungi; Glomeromycota; Glomeromycetes; Entrophosporales; Entrophosporaceae.
AUGACUGAAAAAAAUAUUCCUACAAGUGGGAAAAAGAAACUGGCCAUUGAUCGUGAAAAGACUGCACCAUUUUUAUUAAGAAUAUUUUGCAAACCAAGUUAUCAUCAUAGAAUUGAUGAUUACACACCCGAACAUCUUCCUAUAGAUGAUGAGAAUAGGAAGGAUGCGACUUUGAAAGAGAUAGCUAAUCUUAUAAAAGAAGUAAAUAAAGAUGCAAAACGACCAAAAGCACGUCUAUCAUUUAAAUUGGUAUAUAUUGACAAUUUACGUGGUAGAUAUAUAUUUAAAGAGCUUGGAGUUGUAUCCAAUUCAGCUUCAAGUAUCGACGAUGAUAAAAAUCUUGACGAUGCAAGGUUUGUUAUCGGUGAUUUUUUGGAUGUGGCAAUAUUUUAUGGUGCACCACCACCUGGUAGAAUCAUAGAAAGACGUGGUGAAAAUUUAAGGGAUAGGAAUAUUAGAGAUUUUGAAAAUAGGGAUCGUGUAGGCGGCGGCGGAGAUUAUCGUGAUAGAGAAAGAAAUCAGGAUAUUGAAAGAGAUCGUGAUCAUGGUAGAAAUGCAUUAAGAGAUGAUAGGAGAGAUGAUAGGAGAGGAGAUGAUAGGAGAGAUGAUAGGAGAGAUGAUAGGAGAGAUGGAGUAAGAAAUUUUAGAGAUAGGAGAAGAUAA